AUGUCUAGCAAAUCAACCUCUCCUACAUCCAAGCAAACCAUCGUUUAUGAAUCUCAAGAGACCAACGCCUCUUUUACCAAGUUGAUCGAACCCAUAUCUACGGUUCCUCCAAGUAAACCUAAAAGGAGAACUUCCACCAAAUUUGCUUCGAAGAAGAAGAAGCCUUCUAAGUCAAAAAGGGGUGAAUCAAAGACCCCAAUGAGCAUGGCUGGAAUGUACGAAAAGGAAAACCCUUUCCUAUUUACCAUUGUCGAACCAAAUGUUGGCACUUCUGAGAAGGAUCCCGAAAAUGUUGAUGCUGAAGUAACAGUCAAGAUUGCUCCUGAUGUUGCUUCUUCUGAGGUUGAAAAAGGCAACCUUGAUGAAACCAUAACCUCUGAAGUUUAUGAAUCUGGUAGAAAACUAGGGUUAGAAGACUUGAACGCUGCCAUUGAUAGCACUGAAAAUAUGGAUAUUGAUAAUCCUCAAACUGGUGUUGAAAAUAUUGUUGAUGAAUCUGCUCAAACUUCUCCUGAGCAAGCUUUUGGCCAAAGGAUGUUGGGCUGGAUGUUAGAACAUCUUUGGACCAACAGGACAAGCAGAACUCCCAAAGGAAAGAGUGAUGCCUUUGUGACUGAAACCCCUAAAAGCCAAACCAAGACUGUUGGAGCUGGACCCAAGAAAGGAUGGAGUAAGGUGCAGGUAAAAUCCACUGUUGGAAGGUCAAGGAAGAGGAAGAUUAUCUCUUCUAGUGAGUCUGAGUACGAUGUUGAGGAGGAUGAUCAAGACAGUAUCCCUACGGCCUCAAAGAAAUCUGCAGGAAAGAAGAUGUCACAACAUGUGUCUAAUGUGCCCAUUGACAAGAUGUCUUUCCAUUAUCCUGAGAAUGCUCAAAGGUGGAAAUUCAUCUUUCAUAGGAGGCUGGCGUUGCAAAGAGAGCUAGGCAACGAAGCCUUAAAGAUGGAAGUUGUGAUUGAGAUGAUCAAGGAAGUUGGGCUUAUGAAGACUGUUUGCAAUAUUGCUGGUUGCUAUAAGAAGCUUGUUAAAGAAUUUAUGGUGAAUGUUUCUGAAGACUAUGACAACCCUUUAAGUCAAGAGUAUCAGAAUGUGUAUGUUUGCAAGGAAAUUACUGCAAACAAAGUGAAAGUUUGGCCCAAAAAGGGGAAGAUUUCUUCUGGAAAGCUCUCAGUGAAGUAUGUUAUUCUUAAUCGGAUUGUUGCAUCAAAUUGGGUGCCAACCACACAUUCUUCUGACAUUGCUACAAGUUUGGGAAGAUUUAUCUAUUUUGCAGGCACAAAAACUAGAAUUAAUGUUGGAAAUAUUAUGUUGGAACAACAUCCUAGUCUUAUAACUGCUGCUGAUGUUCCUAAGAAGAGGGAAUCUCCUCUUACUCUACAUUAUAAACUGUUUGGGUCAAGUCAUGUUCCAGACAUUGUUGGAACAUCUGGAAUUGUACCUGUUGCAGGGUUGAUGACAAAACAGAAAAUUGUGGCUGCUCUUAAAGACACAUGUAGAGAGAGAGAGAGAGAGGAUGUUGCAGCUGAGGGUAAGCAGGAAGGCAAUGAGGAUGAUAAUGCAGAUGAAGGUGGGAAUGAUGAUGAGGAGGGUGAGGAAGCCUCUGGUAGCAAUUUAAUCGCUGAAUGA
Messenger RNA from Medicago truncatula (barrel medic), 1623 nucleotides. RefSeq lists its product as uncharacterized. The record is from RefSeq and is a predicted model, not a curated record. The transcript is spliced from 5 exons. The coding region runs from base 1 to 1623 and encodes 540 amino acids. NCBI's taxonomy places the organism in Eukaryota, Viridiplantae, Streptophyta, Magnoliopsida, Fabales, Fabaceae.